AUGGCUAUUAUCAAAAGAGGUGCCAGAGAUAGAGGUAUCACAAGAGAAUCUAAUCAGAGAUCUGGUGGUAAGAUUAAGAAGGCUUCUUACGAUUCUUCGAAGAAGAAGGAAGUCGGUGUUUCUGACUUGACUUUACUGUCCAAGAUCUCCGAUGAGGCUAUUAAUGAGAACUUGAAGAAAAGAUUCCAGAAUGGUUUGAUUUAUACUUACAUCGGCCAAGUGUUGAUUAGUGUCAACCCUUUCCGUGAUUUGGGUAUUUACUCCCAAGAGAUCUUGGAAUCUUAUAAGGGGAAGAACAGAUUGGAAGCUCCUCCACAUGUUUUUGCUAUUGCUGAACAAAUGUAUUAUAAUUUACAAGCCUAUAAUGAAGGCCAGUGUGUUAUUAUUUCUGGUGAAUCUGGUGCUGGUAAAACUGAAGCCGCUAAACGUAUUAUGCAAUAUGUUGCCCAUUCUUCAGGCUCAAAUUCUCACAGUGAAUCCAUUAAAAGAAUUAAUGAUAUUGUCUUAGCUACCAAUCCAUUACUAGAAUCGUUUGGUUGUGCUAAAACUUUAAGAAAUAAUAACUCUUCAAGACAUGGUAAAUAUUUAGAAAUUAAAUUCAACAAGUUUUUUGAACCUUGUGCUGGUAAUAUUACUAAUUAUUUGUUGGAAAAGCAAAGAGUUGUUAGUCAAAUUAGAGAUGAAAGAAAUUUCCAUAUCUUUUAUCAAUAUACUAAAGGUGCCUCUGAAACUUAUAGACAAACUUUCGGUGUUCAAUUACCGGAGCAAUAUCUAUAUACAUCUGCCUCUGGUUGUACCGAAGUUAAUGGUAUUAAUGAUGUUAAUGAGUUCGCCGAAACUAUAAAAGCCAUGGAAAUUAUUGGUUUGGAUCAAAAUGAACAAGAUCAAAUCUUUAGAAUGUUGGCCGCAAUUCUUUGGAUCGGUAACAUUACUUUUGAAGAAAAUGAUGAAGGUAAUGCUCAAGUUAGAGAUACUUCUGUUACUGAUUUUGUAGCUUACUUAUUAGAAGUCGAUUCUCCAUUGUUAAUUAAAUCUUUAGUUGAAAGAAUUAUGGAAACUAGUCAUGGUUCCCAAAGAGGUUCAGUUUAUCAUGUUCCAUUAAACAUCACCCAAGCAACUGCAGUGAGAGAUGCUUUAGCUAAGGCUAUUUACAGUAAUUUAUUCGAUUGGAUCGUUGAUAGAGUUAAUCUUUCUUUACAAGGUAAUGAUGGUGCCGCAAAUGCCGAUAAAGCUAUUGGUAUUUUAGAUAUUUACGGCUUUGAAAUUUUCGAACAUAAUUCUUUUGAACAAUUAUGUAUCAAUUAUGUUAAUGAAAAAUUACAACAGAUUUUCAUUCAAUUGACUUUGAAAUCUGAACAAGAAACUUAUGAAAGAGAACAAAUUCAAUGGACCCCAAUUGAAUUUUUUGAUAAUAAAGUUGUUUGUGAUUUGAUCGAAGGUAGAAGACCAGCCGGUAUCUUUGCUGCAAUGAAUGAUUCCAUUGCUACUGCUCAUGCCGAUUCAGAUGCUGCCGAUCAAGCAUUCUCUCAAAGUUUAGAUAUGUUCAGAUCUAAUCCAAACUUUGAUAUGAGAUCUAGCAAGUUUGUUAUUAAGCAUUAUGCUGGUGAUGUCACAUACGAUAUCGAUGGUAUAACAGAUAAGAAUAAAGAUACUUUACAAAAGGACUUAGUUGAAUUAUUAGGUACCACUCAAAAUGAAUUUGUUACCACUAUUUUCCCACAACAAGUUAACCAUGAGUCGAGAAGAAGACCACCUACUGCUGGUGAUAAGAUUAUUAAGAGUGCCAAUGAAUUAGUGGAAACUUUAUCAAAAUCUUCUCCAUCUUAUAUCAGAACCAUUAAACCAAAUCAAACAAAAUCUCCUAAAGAUUAUGAUGAUCACCAAGUGUUACACCAAGUUAAAUAUUUAGGUUUGAAAGAAAAUGUUCGUAUCAGAAGAGCAGGUUUUGCUGUUAGACAAACAUUUGAAAAGUUUGUGGAAAGAUUUUACUUAUUAUCCCCAGAUUGUUCUUAUGCUGGUGAAUAUACUUGGGAUGGUCCAGUGGAAGAGGCUGUUAAAUUAAUUUUAAGAGAUACUUCUACUCCACAAAAGGAAUAUCAAAUGGGUGUUACAUGUGUUUUCAUCAAGAACCCAGAAACUUAUUUCACCUUUGAAGCUAUGAGAGAUAGAUAUUGGUACAACAUGGCUGCCAAGAUUCAAAGAGCUUUAAGAAAACAUUUACAAAAGAGAUUAGACUCUGCUAUUAAAAUCCAAAGAGCUAUUAGAGGCCAAGCUAACGGUGGGUUGGGUCGUGGUGAUGUAGAUAUGCGUGAAUAUUCAAACUCAUUGUUAUACGGUCAAAAGAAGAGAAGAAGAUUCUCGAUGUCUGGUUACAGGGGUUAUUAUGGUGAUUAUUUGUCUUGUAAUGAUGAAAAAUCAUUAGGUUCGUAUAUCACAAGAAACGCUGGUAUUACUGAUAGAAUUCUAUUUUCCAUCAAUGGUUCAGAGUUACAUUUGAGAAAUAAUAAACCUGCUCAAAAAUUCAAAAGAACUUUUGUCUUAACUGAAACUACAUUCUAUAUUAUUGCCCAUAAGAUCGUUCACAAUGCAAUGACAUAUUCUUUAGAAUAUGAAGUGCCACUAGAGUAUAUCGAAUCCAUUAGCAUAACAAAUCUUCGUGAUGAUUGGAUGGCAAUCAAUUUGAUUGAAUUUGAUCAACCAGAUCCAUUCAUUCGUACUUUCUUUAAAACAGAAUUAAUUGGUAGAAUUCUAACACAGAAUAGUAACAUUCAAUUACGAAUUGGUCCCACCAUUGAGUAUCAAAGAAAUGUUGGGGAAAUUACCUCUGUCCAAGCUGUAGAAAGUGAAGAUGCUCCAAAGAUGAAAGAUUUGUACAAAGAUGAUACAAUUUUUGUUUUACCAGGUCUACCUGUUGAAUCAGUUCCAUAUGAACAACCAAUCAGAAUUGAAGAUGGUGGUAUUCCUUGUGAGAUUGCAACUUGGAUGGCGCAACAUGCUGAUGAAUUUGACAAGCCAAAACCAAAGCCUAGACCUAGACAAGCUACCCCACGCCCUGCAGCCGCAGAGCCUGCUACCAGUUCCUCCAGAAGUAUGGCUGCCAGUGCUGCACAAUCGGCCUACAAGACGCCUAGCGCUCAACCAUCUGCUCCUAAACCUAGAGCUCAACCAAAGCCAACCCCAACUCCAAGAAAAACUACUGCAGUACCAAAACCAUCUGAAGAUGAGCGUCAUGGUUUUGGUCAUAAUUUGAAAAAGAGUUUUGGGUUUGGACAUGCAAAGAAACAGCCACCACCACCAGCUCCAGCUAAAUCUUCUCAACGUAGGCAUGUAGAUUCUCCAGUAAAGGUAACUACACAAAAUAAUCAAACUAAUAGUUCUGUACCAAAGGCACCAAGAGCUCCUGAACCUAAACCACAACCAAGAGCAUCCAGCACACCAAGUGCACCAAGCGCUCCAAAGCCAGCUAGCAAUAUACCUGCAGCUCCUGCAAUGCCAACAUCAUUGGGUGGUGCUGCACAACCAGCCUCUAGUAGGCCCGCUGCCCCACUUCCAGGCCAAGCCCAAUCACAACCAAGACCAGCUACAAUCACACCGGCAAAACCUAGAUCUGCUAAUGUUAUGCCUGCUAAGCCCAGACAAACCAAUGUCAUGCCUGCUAAACCAAGACAAACUAAUGUCAUGCCUGCUAAGCCUAGACAAACUAAUAUGGCUACUACUCAACAGGCUACUCCAGCACCACCUCCUCCUCCACCUCCACCUGCUGUAGCUCCACAAAAGACUUGGGAAGCUGCAUAUGAUUUCCCAGGUUCAGGUGCUGCAACGGAAAUGCCAUUAGUUAAAGGUGAUAUUGUUAUUGUUACAGAAAAUGUAGAAUCUGGUUGGUCAUUAGCUAAAAAACUGGAUGGCUCCGCCGAAGGUUGGGUUCCUACUGCCUAUUUAGCUGAAAGAGCUGAAUCAUCUGCACCUACACCUGUAGCAGCAGCAGCACCAGUGGCAGCACAAGCAGCUGUCGAUCAAUCUGCUGGUGUUCAACAAGCUCAAUUUGGUGCCGGUUUAGCUAAUGCUUUAGCUGCAAGAGCUGGCAAAAUGAAAGAUGAUGAUGAGGAAGAAGAUGAUGAUUGGUAA
Henningerozyma blattae CBS 6284 is the source of this 4125-nucleotide messenger RNA. RefSeq names its product myosin family protein. The coding region runs from base 1 to 4125 and encodes 1374 amino acids. The transcript has a single exon. Gene Ontology annotation, cellular component: vesicle; microvillus; plasma membrane. Lineage: Eukaryota; Fungi; Ascomycota; Saccharomycetes; Saccharomycetales; Saccharomycetaceae. The record is from RefSeq and is a predicted model, not a curated record. Gene Ontology annotation, molecular function: ATP binding; microfilament motor activity; actin filament binding. Gene Ontology annotation, biological process: vesicle transport along actin filament; actin filament organization; endocytosis.